Molecule: messenger RNA, 735 nt
Organism: Melampsora larici-populina 98AG31
Lineage: Eukaryota; Fungi; Basidiomycota; Pucciniomycetes; Pucciniales; Melampsoraceae
Exons: 5
Coding region: 1-735 (244 amino acids)
Source: RefSeq, a predicted model, not a curated record
AUGUCAGAGCUUCAGCUUGCUGAAGCACUCACUAACACUCCAUCUCAGAUCAUUUCCCAGAAAGUUACUAUCCAUUGUAACAACUCUACAUUGAAUGAAAAUCGCAAAGCUGAACUUACAUCAAAUGAAACACAUGAAGCUGAAGCUGAUAUUCAAAAGGAAGAUGUUGAUGACGAAGAAGAUGUUGUUAAUGGAGGAGUUGAUACCAAUCAUCAAAUCCCCACUGAAGAUGUACAAUGUUCAAAGGGAAAAGAAAAGGAAAUCCAACUCACGACGACCCCCCAGUCCUCACCACUAUCCAAGAUAUCUGACGAAGAAUCAUCAAAUAACCACGUAAUGACUCAGCUAAAGCACCAUCCUCGACCUAGAUCAGAGUCUCCAGCUUCUCAUUCUCCUCUCACCCGAUCUGUCAAACAUCCAGAGAGUCCAGAUACUUCAACAAAAGUCAUCAAGCAUGUCACCAAACGUCCUCAAGCACCCGCUCAAUCAACAUCAGCUGAGUCUAUCAGCCCAAGAGUUACUCGGAAGGCUUCCAAAAUGCAGGCUGAUGCUGAAGCUGAAAAUAAAGCGCACCCGGACUCAAAAACAGUCUGUCACAGCGUCGGUGAAACCAAAAAAGGAAAGACCCCCUCCAAAAUCAUCACGACACCCUGUCCUUCAGACUUGGGAUUUCCCGAAAUGGCUUCCCCGCAAACUAUACCCCUUUAUCAGGCAUGCAGCCAAUGUUCCCCCUAG